GCUCGCGACGCGGAUUCCUUGAAGUACUUCCAUGAGCCUGGAGGUGACGAAACGCUCGGCCAUUAUGAUAAACGCUAUUUCCACGGCGUUGUCUCUGACGAAGAACGAACUGAUACCCAAAAGCACAUGGUCCGCGCAUACCUGACCUUCUUCCGUGAGCAAGAACUCGACACCUGGAUCGCGCACGGCACACUGCUCGGAUGGUGGUGGAAUGGAAAGCGACUACCAUGGGACUUCGAUCUCGACACCCAAGUUUCCGAGUCAACCCUCAAGCAUCUAGGCGAAGCUCACAACCAAACGCACUACUCUUAUGUCUCCGCCGACGGCGAUACGCAUCGGGAAUUUCUCCUCGACGUGAACCCAUGGAUAUGGCAACGUGAUCGCGGAAACGGCAUGAACAUCAUCGACGCGAGAUGGAUCGACGUUCGCAACGGCCUCUUCAUCGACAUCACCGGCCUCAGCGAAACACAUCCAGAUAUAAACCCUGGAAUCUGGAGCUGCAAGAACUACCACCACUACAAGACAGAUGAGAUAUAUCCCAUGCGGGAGACGAUGUUUGAGGGUGUACCGGCAAAGGUACCAUACGCUUAUGAUUCGAUCCUUGUAGCGGAGUAUAGGGAGUCGGCGCUCGUAAAUACAAACUUCAACGGACAUUUGUGGAGCGCAGAGAAGAGAGAGUGGGUAAAGAUCGUCAGGAACUACGCGAGAGAUGAACAGGAAGAGAAAGACAAGGAGCGAGAAGAGAGGAAGAAAGAAGUCGAACAGGCGCAGCUG
Dothidotthia symphoricarpi CBS 119687 is the source of this 774-nucleotide messenger RNA. RefSeq lists its product as uncharacterized. The record is from RefSeq and is a predicted model, not a curated record. The annotation marks the transcript as partial. The transcript is spliced from 4 exons. NCBI's taxonomy places the organism in Eukaryota, Fungi, Ascomycota, Dothideomycetes, Pleosporales, Dothidotthiaceae.